GUUGGAUUGCCAGGUUGGUGCCGGGUAUAUGAACAUACAUUUCAAUAUAUACAUAUACCGAUCCUACAUGGUCACAUGCUAAUCAAUAAUAAUCAUAUAUUCCAUGAAUAGCCAAUUUAUAAUUAAUAAUUAAUUACUUUAAUUAAUUUCCAAAUCCAUAUAAUUAUAACCAGCAUAUCUAUAAAAAGGACACCCCAAAUUCAACAUUCUCCAUCGAGUGAUCAUAAUAACUCUAUACUACUUCUCUUCAUCUCUCUCUCUAAUAUGGGUUUUACUCAAGUUUCGACUGCCCUCCUCCUAUUGCUAAACUUGGUGUUCUUCACCAUGGUUAGCUCUACCUAUGUCCCUUGCCCACCAUCAGGUCAGAAUAAACACUAUCCAAAGAGCCCAGCAACAACAACACCGGCUGUCCCUAGCUACAAGACCAAGUGUCCUUUGGACACACUUAAGCUAGGAGUGUGUGCAAACUUGUUGAAUGAUUUGGUUCACCUUGUUGUUGGGACACCACCCAAGACCCCUUGCUGCCCACUCAUCAAUGGCCUGGUCGAUCUAGAAGCUGCUGUAUGUCUUUGCACUGCUCUUAAAGCUAAUGUGUUGGGCAUCAACCUUAAUGUUCCUAUUUCAUUGAGCUUGCUUCUUAAUUACUGCGGCAAAGGUGUUCCUUCCGGCUUCCAGUGUCCUAAUUAAUCAAGCCUCUUGUUUUGGGGAAGGCUUUGUGUGUUUUAUUAUAUUUUUUUUCUUUUAAAUUCCUAUUUUGUUUUCUGUUUUGGGCUGAUAUAUAUGAUCAUCCUGCUUAUUAUGUAUUGUUGUGUAUGGCUUCAUCAUCAAUAUGUAUGACAUAUUAUUAAUAAAUUCCUUUUAAAUAAUAUAGUUCAUAUUGUUGUUUUUUUCCAUUACACGUAUUGUGGUACCCUACACAAUACACAUAUAUGUGUACAUAUAAGAGAACAUAUUCAUCAUACGAGA
This is a messenger RNA of Cannabis sativa, 966 nucleotides long. Its product is annotated as 14 kDa proline-rich protein DC2.15. The coding region runs from base 265 to 687 and encodes 140 amino acids. NCBI's taxonomy places the organism in Eukaryota, Viridiplantae, Streptophyta, Magnoliopsida, Rosales, Cannabaceae. The transcript has a single exon. The record is from RefSeq and is a predicted model, not a curated record.